Molecule: messenger RNA, 546 nt
Organism: Schizosaccharomyces cryophilus OY26
Lineage: Eukaryota; Fungi; Ascomycota; Schizosaccharomycetes; Schizosaccharomycetales; Schizosaccharomycetaceae
Product: exosome subunit Csl4
Exons: 2
Coding region: 1-546 (181 amino acids)
Biological process (GO): RNA processing
Cellular component (GO): nuclear exosome (RNase complex); cytoplasm
Molecular function (GO): RNA binding
Source: RefSeq, a predicted model, not a curated record
AUGAGUCUCGUCUUGCCUGGACAAACUGUUGCUAGAGGAGUUGCAAAUGGGGAAGGCACGACCACAAAAGGCGAUUUUGUUAUCUCGACUAGAACAGGCAUUUUUGAUCCCAAGACAAUAUCUGUUAGGUUCCCAGAGAAGAUAGAAGAAACAGGAAUUUUACCGAAAGUUGGGUCUCUUGUUCUGGCCCGGGUCACAAGGAUUAAUGUUCGACAAGCAACGGUUAGUAUAAGUGUUGUGGAUGACAUCUGCGUAAAAGAAGAAUUUCAAGGAGUCAUUCAUGUUCAGGAUAUCCGUGCUACUGAGAAAAAUAAAGUGAAAGUCCAAAACUCUUUUCGACCAGGUGAUAUUGUUCGAGCUUUGGUGCUUUCUCUGGGAGACGGAUCAGCUUAUUUCUUGACCACAGCGCGCAAUGACUUGGGCGUUGUAUUUGCCCAAUCGAGUGAAACCGGUGAACAGAUGUUCCCAGUUGAUUAUCAACAUAUGCAGACAGGAUCCGGAUUUACCGAACAAAGGAAAUGCGCAAAGCCUAUUUUGGAUGAAUAA